AUGAGGCCCGUGCUGGCACGGGAGCUGAAGACGGAAAUGAAGUCGGAGGUCCACCGGCGAAAGAUGUUGGAGGGCAAGAGCCUGUCGCUGGUCUUCGUCAGCGGCUUCUACGGGGCGGGCAAGACCGCCGUUAUCAAACAAGCCCUCGGUGAUGUGCGCAACCAGAGCGUGCGCACCCUGGUCCUCGUCAACUCCUCCCACCAACAGAGCGCGGACAUAGACGUUUAUGUGCUGCAGAGCGAGUGUGCAGCGAGGGGGCUGGCCAACGUCACUGAGGUGAGCGAGCUGGCCGCCAGUGCCCUGUACGAUUACCUGAUCGUCGAGACCGCAGGCGAAACGGAUCCCAUUGCCCUGGCGCAGGCGUUUGAGGCUCCCCAGGCGGCCGCCAACAGCCAAAAGCUGUCUGACCUCGCACGACUAGACGCGUUGGUCACGGUCGUGUCCUGCACAGGGUUCUUUGACGCCUACGAAGCCUCGGACCCCGCAUUGAGGGAGCUGCAUCGUCAGCAGCUCUCCUUCGCGGACCUGAUCGUCCUCAGCAAACCCGACGGUCUCGGCCUGAACCAGAAUACCAUCAGUGAAAUCGAAAAGGAGAUCAAGGAGAAGGCGAAUAAGAGCGCGCGGGUCAUUGUGGCAAAGCACGGCAGCCUUGGCGAGGAACAUAACAUACUAUUCACGGGCCUCUACUCGGUGAAGAAGGCGGCUAAGCACGACGCGUGGGAGACACAGCGUAGCCCGCUUCAGCCAGUGUGCACGCACAUGUGGAGUUUCUUCACUCAAACCCCGUUCCACGCUACUCGACUCCGAAAGAUUUUGUACAGUAGAGCCGGGGAGUUGGUAUCCAACACUCGCAUCAAGGGACUGCUGUGGAUUGCGGCGCCCGGAAAAUACAACCGAUUUGGCCUGUGGUCUCACACGCCUGUGGAUAGCGGCACGCCCGUUGCUGCCGGCACGAAUUGGAUCGCCGAUGUCGCGCCCAGCCAAUGGACCGACCAGGAGAAGCAGGCAGUCGAGUCGUGGAGCAGCGAGGUGGGCGAUCGGCAGCAGCUGAUCGCGUUCAUGAGCGACAAGCCCAUCAACGAGGUCAUGCUCAAGCGGCUGCUCGAGGCCUGCCUCGUGAAGCCCACCGACGGCGUCCGCAUGGAGCUCACCGCCAUCUCCCGGAACGACGACCAAGCUGCCAUCCGCAUCGACUUCCCUGCGGGCUACGUCGACGAGUUCGAGUCGUGGCCACCCGUGCGCCCGCGAAAACCGCUCCACCUCAAGGAACUCAAUUCGCUGGACGUCUUUGUGAAAUCACUCAAUGAGGUACCGUGUCGGUUCCCUGUGUUGCAAUUGCCCUGUUGCUCUCAGUGA
Acanthamoeba castellanii str. Neff is the source of this 1356-nucleotide messenger RNA. Its product is annotated as CobW/P47K family domain containing protein. NCBI's taxonomy places the organism in Eukaryota, Discosea, Longamoebia, Acanthamoebidae. The coding region runs from base 1 to 1356 and encodes 451 amino acids. The transcript has 11 exons. The record is from RefSeq and is a predicted model, not a curated record.